This is a messenger RNA of Phalaenopsis equestris, 390 nucleotides long. RefSeq names its product auxin-induced protein 15A-like. NCBI's taxonomy places the organism in Eukaryota, Viridiplantae, Streptophyta, Magnoliopsida, Asparagales, Orchidaceae. The annotation marks the transcript as partial. The record is from RefSeq and is a predicted model, not a curated record. Gene Ontology annotation, biological process: response to auxin. The transcript has 2 exons.
AUCGGACACCAGGCGGUGACCAAGCGGCUGAAGGCGGUGGUUGAUCGGAACCGCGACUCCGAUGAGGACAGCUGCAACAGCCCGGAGGCACCGCCGGACGUUCCGGAAGGAUAUAUGCCGGUGUAUGUCGGGCAGGAGAAGCGGAGAUUCGUGAUCCCGAUGACUUAUCUCGGCCAGCCGGUGUUCAGAUUGUUGCUGGAGAAGGCGGCAGAUGAGUUCGGAUUCGACCAAAUGGGUGCGCUCACUCUUCCCUGCGAGAUCGAGACAUUCAAGUUCAUUCUUCAAGUAAUGGAACAUCAACAGAAGGGUUUCAUUGACGAUGAAGGAACUUCCACUGACAAAGAAGAAUGAUCCAGUUGUGUGAGCUGCGGGCUACUCACAGAUUACUUC